Molecule: messenger RNA, 3017 nt
Organism: Myripristis murdjan (pinecone soldierfish)
Lineage: Eukaryota; Metazoa; Chordata; Actinopteri; Holocentriformes; Holocentridae
Product: kinase suppressor of Ras 1-like
Exons: 20
Coding region: 74-2914 (946 amino acids)
Biological process (GO): Ras protein signal transduction; protein phosphorylation
Cellular component (GO): cytoplasm
Molecular function (GO): ATP binding; protein kinase activity
Source: RefSeq, a predicted model, not a curated record
GUCCGCACACACUGCGUAGAAAGGCUCUCUUGCGGUUGCUGUUUGGCGGAGAAAACUGCGCCAAUGUCGAGGGAUGGAUAGGGAGCCAGAGAGAGGCGGAGGUAUGGUCCAGAGCCGGGGGGACGGCGGCGCAGCAGCCGGGGAGGCUCUGCAGCAGUGUCAGCUCAUCCAGAACAUGAUCGACAUCUCCGUGUCCAGCCUGCAGGGGCUCCGGACCAAGUGCGCCGCUUCCAACGACCUCACCCAGCACGAGAUCCGCACCUUAGAGGACAAGCUCACCAAAUACUUCUGCCAGCAGCUGCAGUUAAAGCAGCGAGUGCCUGAGAGGGAGAGGACUGAAACUCUGGCUGGAUACCCGAGACUGGAGGACUGGCUGCGCACAGUGAACCUCAGACCACAGUUCAUACAGGCUGUAGCAGGGAAGCUAUCUGUGGAUGUGUUGCUACAGAUGUCCAACUCUGAGCUGCAGGACACGAUGAGACGCCUGGGAUCGAACUCAGAGGAGUGUUCUCGCCUCACCGCCGCCCUCUCUUGUUUGAAGAGUGCUACUGAGACAGGUGGUGACCCAAAGGAGGAUGCAGGGUCCUGGGGCUCUGAGCUCCGGCAGGGCAAUGACGUCUUAUCUCCUGUCAAUCCUCCUCCGUGCUCGGUGGCCUCCCCUGGCAGUCCCUCCACCCCUCAGCUCCCACCCAGCACUCAUGGACGCUCUAUUUCUAUAUCAGUGGUGCCCUGUCUGAACGACCAGAAACCUUACAUAUCAGCUGAGGAAAUGACGGACGCCUUCCCCUCAACGCCAGCCACCCCUCCGAUCACUCCACUCUCCAAGAGACGUAAUGCCAAGCCUCCACACACGCCACCGCCGCCUGCCCACAAGCUACUGCAGCUCCUUCCCAACAUCACACUGACACGAAGCAAGAGCCACGAGUCUCAGCUGGCCAGCCGCAUUGAGGAGCCCGCCACCAACAAGGCUGGGAAGAAGAGCAAGCUGCUGGCUAACAUUCAGAUCAACGGCUAUGGGAACAGCUCUGAGGACUCAGCCAUGUGUUCACCGCUGCUGUCUGCCCGGACGCUGGGCCCUGUCCCUGCCACUGCCCCCUACAUGCUGCCGGCCACUCCCACCCUGCUGGAGAAUAAUCUGGCCAUGCACAGGAGUUCCCCUCAGACGAUGAGGAGAGAUUUCGGUCUGGCUGUAACACACAGGUUCUCCACCAAGUCUUGGCUGUCACAGACCUGCCAAGUGUGUCGUAAGAGCAUGAUGUUUGGUGUCAAGUGCAAACACUGCAAGUUAAAGUGCCACAAUAAAUGUACCAAAGAAGCCCCGUCAUGUCGGAUCUCUUUCCUCACAUUGCCAAGGAUCCGCAGGGCAGAAUCGGUGCCGUCAGAUAUCAAUAAUCAGAUCGACCGCACAGCAGAGCUACCGUUGCAGUUUGGCACUUUACCAAAGGCAAUAACCAAAAAGCAGGAGCUCCCGCCUGUUUUAAACCAGCUAGACUCCAGCAGCAACCCCUCAUCAGCCACCUCCUCCACCCCCUCCUCCCCGGCUCCCUUCCAGCAGAGCAACCCUCCCAGUGUCAGCGCCACGCCGCCUCCCAACCCGUCACCCCAAGGCUCACGAGACGGACGCUUCCAUUUCCCAGAUGUUCCCUCUUCUCUGUACACUUCCGGUCUGCAUCCUGCAGGUUACCAUGACUCUGGAGUUGGACAGUCGGCCAUUAAUGAGAUGCAGCUCGCAGGACAAAUAGGAGUGGAAGAGGAAGCUGAGGAAGACUACCCAGCAGAAGACGAGGACGCAGCUGACCAGUGCGGCCGAGGGAAGAGCUACUCCAACGGCGAGUAUGAUGAGGAUGAGCUGGAGGAGCUGCCAGCUUCGGGGUGCCGUCGAGGCGUUGCGGGUCGCUGGCGAGGCCCCAUCUCACGUAAGGCCAGCCAAACCAGCGUGUACCUGCAGGAGUGGGACAUCCCAUACGAGCAGCUGCAGCUGGGCGAGCUCAUCGGCAAGGGUCGCUGGGGAAAGGUGCACAAGGGUCGCUGGCAUGGUGAGGUGGCCAUCAGGCUCAUGGAGGUCGAUGGCAACAACCAGGACCACCUGAAGCUGUUCAAGAAGGAGGUCAUGAACUACAGGCAGACCAGGCACGAGAACGUGGUGCUUUUCAUGGGCGCCUGUAUGGCUCCUCCCCACCUCGCAAUAAUCACCAGUUUCUGUAAAGGUCGGACUUUAUUCUCUGUUGUAAGAGACAGCAAACAGUCACUGGACAUCAACAGAACCAGACAAGUUGCUCAGGAGAUUGUAAAGGGAAUGGGCUAUUUGCAUGCCAAAGGCAUCGUUCAUAAGGACCUGAAGUCGAAGAAUGUGUUCUACGACUUGAACAAAGCCGUCAUCACAGACUUUGGACUGUUUGGGAUGUCUGGGGUGGUACAGGAAGGAAGAAGAGAGAAUGUGCUGCGGAUACCUCAGGGCUGGAUCUACUACCUGGCUCCAGAGAUCGUUCGCAGGAUGGGCCCGGAGGUCGAUGAAGACCAGCUUCCCUUCUCCAAAGCAGCUGAUGUUUAUGCAUUUGGCACAAUCUGGUAUGAGCUGCAGGCCAGAGGUUGGCCCAUCACCAACCAGCCGGUGGAAGCUAAAAUCUGGCUGUUUGGCAGCGGUGAGGGCAUCAAGAAAGUCCUGGCAGAUGUCAACCUGGGCAAGGAGGUGACGGAGAUCCUCUCUGCCUGCUGGUCCUUUGAGGCAGAAGACAGGCCUUCCUUCACACAGCUCGCCGACAUGCUGGAGAAGCUUCCCAAGCUGAACCGGAGGCUCUCACACCCCGGACACUUCUGGAAGUCAACCGAGCCAUGGGAUCAUCACUGCUUGAGAGAUCACUGCUGUCAGGGCCUGCACUCUCACUGCCCCUACCUGUACAAAUACAGCAGCUGAUAGCAUUGUUAUUCAGAAGUUGGUCUGUGUAACAUUUAACACCAAUAAAUCAACAUUAUACCGUCUAAAUAUUAAUUUAGACGGUAUAAUUACUGUAAAAAAA